This is a messenger RNA of Eptesicus fuscus (big brown bat), 189 nucleotides long. It is a transcript of the gene SMIM43, whose product is annotated as small integral membrane protein 43. The record is from RefSeq and is a predicted model, not a curated record. Lineage: Eukaryota; Metazoa; Chordata; Mammalia; Chiroptera; Vespertilionidae. The coding region runs from base 1 to 189 and encodes 62 amino acids. The transcript has a single exon.
AUGGAGUGGGAGCUCAACUUCCUGCUCUACCUGGCGCUCUUCUUCUUCCUGCUCUUCCUGCUCUUCCUCCUGCUCUUCCUGCUCAUCAAGCAGCUGAUGAACUCGGCGGCCAGCACGGCCGGGGCGCUGCAGCCCGGGCGCCUCUCGCUGCGGGAGCCUUGGGGCAUCCCCCGCGAGCAGGAAAUGUGA